CUCACUGCAGAACGCGACAUCCAGGGGGCGGGGUUGGAUUUAGAUCCAGGGGCGGAGCUGGAUCCCGAUCCAGAGAUCCCAUUGGUCGGCAGUUUUACCACAAGACACGUCAUACACGUGUUGCUGCGUUACCAUUUCCGCAUUAAGUCGUAACUAAAUUAAGUUAUUAUUUUGACAUAAAAACUAACUUUACUUAUGACUACAAUAAAAGUAGUGCCUUUAGGGUGAAAUGUAAGUUUUUUGCUAUAAUGUUUUGGAGUAAAACAUUUCGGGUAAGCCUACUAUGAGUAAUCUUACCACAUGCAGUUUAAGACCUAUUAAUGGAUACAGUAUAAAUAUGCAUACUUAUUAAAAUAUAUAGGCUAUGGCAUGUUAUUUAGAAAUUAAUGAAUUGAAUGUUUAUCUUGUAUGGACUUUGAACUUGUUUUAACGCGUCUUUGGAAACAGCCAUUAGGAAACAGGUUUCCCUCGUAGAUGGUUUACUUUUUUUAUUUGCUAAUAAAAGAUAUCAAAUAAAUUUGUUUUUAUAUUUACUCGUAUAGGAAUAGCUGUGUUAUAAGUGGGAUAAUGUACAAAUAAAUCUCUUCAGUGAUAUCAAACUGUCGGGAACUUGUCCGUACUCUUACACCUAACUGUGAUACUUUCUAAAUUAUGAAUCUUUCUCAACUAUAUUAUUAAUCAAACAUACACUUAAAUUGAUAAGAGCAAACGUUGGCGACCACAGGUUGCAACUAAUUGCGGGCUGCAACAACGCAAAUAUACUGGUUCAUUUGGCGGAACAAAGUAUAUAAAGUGGGAGGAGUUGGAUCUAGAUCCAACCCCGCCCCCUGGAUGUCGCGUUCUGCAGUGAGGCGCUACUGCAAAAUCACGCGAGAAUUGUCCGCAGCUUUAUUUUCUCUAGCCAGAACCGAGCUCGCGUGUGAUGUGAUUGUGUAUUCUCGUUGUUUUUCUCUCUUGAGUGUUUUAUUGAGAGUAAACAGAGUCUUGUCGCUGUGUAUUUUAGUGUAAGUUAUAUCGAUGAUGAGAAAUGAGAUGGAUGUGCUGUAAAUCAGUAGGAAGUUGUCUGUCCAUGCUGGAUAUUAAUGAUUUCACCACAGAAAUCUCUCAGCUCAGAAAGAAAUGGCGUUACUGGAGGGAAAGUUGAGGUCAAGAGGAGACGAAGAAGUGAAGAAAGAGGAUGUGGAUGUGUUUUGUUGUGAAUCUUCAGUGUAUGUGACUGACGGGAUCUCUACAGAAUGUCGGGAUCAAAGCUCAUCACAGUUAAUGCUGGACAAACUCUCUGAAGAGAAAUCCAGACACACACAGGACUCGGAGUUUAAUCUCACUUUACUCUGUUAUACUGAGUCAAAGCCCACAGACGCUCAGGACACUGCAGUGUGUGGCAGUAUUCAGGGUAUAAAGGAUGAGGAUUUUACUGAUCAAACCUCCACAGAGUCUCUGGAUUCUGCCUGUAACGCUGGAGAACAGCAGCAGAUCCUGCAGACCACACUGAAGAUGUGUUCAGUCAAACUGGUGGACUGCAGGAACCUGAUAAUGAAGAUAAAAACGCAACCUAUUGAAGAGGAAGAUCGCACAGAGGACUUUAUCCUGCCAGAUGUGAAGAGUGAUACAUGUUCUGAUGAAGGAAGGUCCUCAACAUCAAAAGAGCGACUGGCAGCACAAACUCAAGAGAAGAAACUUCAUUCAGAAAAGCACAGAGAGAAGAAGAAGAAGUUUCACUGUGAGCAUUGUGGGAAGAAUUUUGUCUACUUAUCUCAGCUUAAAGCCCACACGAGGACACACAGUGAUGAAAAGCCUUUCUGUUGCACUGAAUGUGGCAAUUACUACAGGACCAAAUAUAGUCUUAAUGCUCAUAAGAGAAUUCACACAGGAGAAAAAGCGUACAAGUGCAGCGAAUCUGAAAAAACUAUGGAUUCAGGUUCAUUAAAAUCACACCAGAAUAUUCACUCUAAAGAGAAACUAUAUCAAUGUUCACACUGUGAUAAACGUUUUCAUCUAAAAUAUCUUCUGAUAUGCCAUCAGAGAGUUCACACUGGAGAGAAACCUCAUCACUGUAGUGUUUGUGGGAAGAGUUUUCAUCAGCGUUCCCAAUUAGUGUCACACCAGAGAACUCAUACAGGUGAAAAACCUUACAAAUGUCCUCAUUGUGAGAAGAUGUUUGCUCGACAAGAUGUCCUGAGAACCCAUCAGAGAGUUCAUACAGGAGAAAAACCUUACGUCUGCUCUUACUGUGGAAAAAGCUUCUCUGAUCCAUCUCAUUUCAGAGUUCAUCAGAGAGUUCACACAGGAGAAAAACCUUACGUCUGCUCUCAAUGUGAAAAAAGCUUCUCUGAUCCAUCUCAUUUCAGAGUUCAUCAGAGAGUUCACGCAGGAGAAAAACCUUACGUCUGCUCUCACUGUGAAAAAAGCUUCUCUGAUAAAUCUCAGUUCAAAGUUCAUCUGAGAGUUCACACUGGAGAGAAACCGUAUCCCUGUAAUGUUUGUGGGAAGAGUUUUAAUCAACGUUUCAACUUAGUGACACACCAGAGAACUCAUACAGGUGAAAAACCUUACAAAUGUCCUCAUUGUGAAAAGACGUUUGCUCAACAAUAUGGUAUGACAAUCCAUCAGAGAGUUCAUACAGGAGAAAAACCUUACGUCUGCUCUCACUGUGGAAAAAGCUUCUCUGAUCGAUCUCAUUUCAGAGUUCAUCUGAGAAUUCACACUGGAGAGAAACCGUAUCACUGUAAUGUUUGUGAGAAGAGUUUUAAUCAACGUUUCAACUUAGUGACACACCAGAGAACUCAUACAGGAGAAAAACCUUACGUCUGCUCUCACUGUGGAAAAAGCUUUUCUAAGCAAUCUCAUCUCAGAGUUCAUCUGAGAGUUCACACUGGAGAGAAACCUUACGUCUGCUCUCACUGUGGAAAACGCUUCUCUGAUGGAUCUCAAUUAAGAGUUCAUGAGAGAGUUCAUACAGGAGAAAAACCUUACGUCUGCUCUCACUGUGGAAAACGCUUCUCUGAUGGAUCUCAAUUCAGAGUUCAUGAGAGAAUUCACACAGGAGAAAAACCUUACGUCUGCUCUCACUGUGGGAAACACUUCUCUGAUGGAUCUCAUUUCAGAAUUCAUCUGAGAGUUCACACAGGAGAAAAACCUUAUCACUGUAAUCUUUGUGGGAAGAGUUUCAGUCAAAAAAAGUUUUUAGUGAAACACCAGCGAAUUCACACUUUAUAAAUGCUUUCAGUUGGAUAAGAUGUUUGCUCGACAAGAUGGUCUGAGAAUCCAUCAGAGGGUUCAUACAGGAGAAGAACAUUAUCACUGCCAUCAUUGUGGAAAGAGCUUCUCUACUUAAUCACAUUUCAGUGUUCAUCAGAGAGUUCACACCGGUGAGAAACCUUAUCACUGUAGUGUUUAUGGAAAGAGUUUUAGGCAACAGGCUACCUUACUAAAACACCAGGUAACUCGUACAAAGAGUUAAAUUGCUUUCAUUGUUGUAAGACGUUUGCUUGAUGAGAUUUGCCUGAAGAUUUAUCAGUUCAAUUCAAAUUGUUCAUCAUACAAAAGCAGCUUCACAUGAAAUACAAAAAAGAAAACUUAAAAAGCAAAGAACAACAGAGCAUGGCAGUUUUAAAUCUAGUUUAGGAUGGCGUAUUAGAAGUUACAUGGAGUCAUUUUCAGCUGAGCGUCAUGAACAAACCCUGGAGAAGUGCAUUCGGCACAGAAAUACUCUGUAACACACCCAACUGCUUUUUUGACACUUUGCCUACAUGUAGCAUGAGGAAGCAACUCUAUAACUGUGAUAAUUAGUCAGAAUGCAUAAAAUACCUUUGAACCAUCCCUUUCAAGUCUUACAAAAAAAAUGGAUGUGUUUGUGUGCUCGGUUCCGGACAAACUUACUACUUUAUAACUGUAUUACAAGAAUAGGAUAGGGCCUAGAAUUGAUCCCUGUGGUACACCAUAUUUAACCUAAGAGUAACAUGAUUUUUCCUCAAUUACGUAAUUAAAGUGAUAGCCUGGUUUAGAUCUUAUUUAUUAAUGUCGACUCAAUUUUCUAGUCUAUCAAGUAGGAUUGUGGGGAAGGUUGUGCUAAGGUCUAGUAAUAUAAGGAUCAAGAUUGCCCAAGGAUCAGAUGCUAAUAGUAGGUCUUUUGUGACUCUAAGCUAGCCUGGCUAACACCAGACCAGUCUCGUAGAGAAUGAGAUGUGGUCUGGGAACCACAUGCUCAUUUUCUCGUAUCUGAGGCAUUGUUUACGAAUGUCCAGAGCCAUUGAUUGGGCGCUACAAAUGUCUAUCAAAUGCAUCUCUACGUAUCUUAUAGCCAAUCGUUUUAAUUAUACCCGAUGACGCAUGUAGAGAGACAUAAAUUCAAGCGUCAACAACUUUUUUCGGUACAUGUGGACACAGCUGAAAGUAUAUUGAUAUUAAAAAGCAACACAACUUAGUGGCACUGUGAAACCACAGUAGGUAAACUACAGGCAUAAUGACAAUAUGAUAUUAAUAAAUACCACUUACCAUUUAUAAGUUAAAUGGACUUCAUCAACGACGAUGCCUAGCAGGCUGGUCCUAUAAAACUCUGUGGCUAUCAUGUCUUGCCUUAUCCAGACAUCCUUCUUAUAUAUGAAAUUGUUUAACGCCAAAAGUUGCUCUUUUAAAAAAACUACUUAGAACACUAUCUAAGGCUGCAUUGAAAAGUAACUUCGCAUCUGCUGCCUUGUUGGAUAAACAACACUGCUUUGGUGUGUCGCAUAGACGUUGUCAUCGUCUUGCUGCCCCCACCCUGUUCUGUGAUUUGGUUCCCUAUGUCAGGGAAAAUAGGUCCAUGGUUUCCAUGCUAGACUUGCAGUGUGAAUAAAUUUGCACGCAAGGCAGCAUGGGGAAACCCAGGCUAACUCAAAGCAUCACUGUUUCUGUGAUAUGGUGGGGCCUAAACCCUAAAUUUUUUUAUACAUACUAUUAUUCUCUAAGAAUGUGCACAGUUCUCUAGCCACUACUGCGCUGGUAAACUUGAUCAAUCAGUUUGUUCAUCUGCAUUUUCUAGAUCAGAUUCGGGCUUUUAUUAAUAAGGCAAUAAAGGCGAAAUUAUCUCCUUUCACCAGCGUUGCCAGGUCCGUUAUGACACGCGUUAUGAUCAGGAGCAGGAUCAGGUGGUCUGUUGGUCAUAAUGGGUUUAUUCUGUCUGAUGAUAUGGACGUUUUUGUAUUAUAAACAGAGAUCAAAGUGUUCUAAAUCGUAAUGCAUUCCAGUUUGUCAGACUCAUCCUUAUGUUGUUUAAAACCUGUAUGAAUUUCUUUUUUCUGAUAAACACAAAAUUAGAUUUUUUAUAAAUGAUGGAAAACACACAGCUAAUUGUAACAAUUGACUUCCAUAGUAGGAAAAAAAUAUGAUGGAAUUCAAUGGGUACUGUCAACUGCUUGCUUACAAUCAUUUAUCAAAAUGUCUAUGUCAGUUCUCACAUCACUUCCAGAAUAUUUGUUUUCCUACUAUAGAAGUCAAUGGUUACAGCAGCUGUGUGCUUACUAUCAUUUAUCAAAAUUAUUCUGUCAACUGUUUCGUUUGAUAACUUAAAUAAGUAUCUGUGAUUUUUUCCCCCUAUCUUCAUUACUGCUUGUUCUUCAGUAUCUUCAGAUUUAGUAACUUUAUUUACAAUGUGAAAUAACUACUUAUCCACACUUAAUAAAAGGCUUGUAAUGCAGGUAACACAUCCUCUCAGCAUGUCAUACCCAUCAAAAUGUGCUGCCACACUUAAUAAAAGGCUUGUAACAAAGCUGUAUAAAGCUGUGAACUGUGAGAUUGGACUGUGAUUACGAAAUGUUUGGCAGACAGAUUUCACUACUGGACUGAGCAUUAACUGAGAGCCUCCCUUAUUAUAAAGCACCUGCCUGCUUGCGUUUUGCCCAAAGAAUAAAAGGGGAUAACAUGUUUUAUAUUGUGCUGUGUGGUUUUAAUACUGAAAUAAAGAAUUGUUUAAUUGCCA
This is a messenger RNA of Misgurnus anguillicaudatus (oriental weatherfish), 5956 nucleotides long. The record is from RefSeq and is a predicted model, not a curated record. Lineage: Eukaryota; Metazoa; Chordata; Actinopteri; Cypriniformes; Cobitidae.